Messenger RNA from Syngnathoides biaculeatus (alligator pipefish), 1584 nucleotides. It is a transcript of the gene mettl17, whose product is annotated as methyltransferase like 17. The transcript is spliced from 13 exons. Bases 166 to 1554 code for a protein of 462 amino acids. The record is from RefSeq and is a predicted model, not a curated record. Gene Ontology annotation, molecular function: structural constituent of ribosome; methyltransferase activity. Lineage: Eukaryota; Metazoa; Chordata; Actinopteri; Syngnathiformes; Syngnathidae. Gene Ontology annotation, cellular component: mitochondrial small ribosomal subunit. Gene Ontology annotation, biological process: translation.
AUCUGUGAGGCUAACGAAUGUUCCGCCUCACGUCACACACGGAGUUGUUUUUUCGAAGGACCUAGGAAGUAUGUCCGCUACAAAGUGUGACUGAAAGGUUUCAGCCAUUGGUUUUGCCUCAUUUAAUUUUGAUGAACUGCCCACUAGUUCAUGACAUAGUGAAACAUGGCGACACAGAGCUACGUUUCUUGCGUCUUAUGCCAGCGGGCAAGCGUCGUUAGGAAGAUAGCGACGAUAAGGAGGUUGAGCGUAGCUGCAAACCCGCAGUCCAAACCGGAUUUCCUCAAAGGAGAACCACACAAACGACAUCCAGGAGUGACCCACCUCAAAACACUCCGCCUGCCUGAGGAACUCCUGAUGGCUGCCCGCUCAAUUAUCCACAGGGCUCAGGUGCCACAGCUUCCUGACCGCGCUCGCAAGUUGACCAACUUCCUGUGGAGCCGGAAGCGAGCUACAGAGGACUCAACCUUGAGGAAGAAGGCAUUGAGUCUGGAGAAGGAACUAUGGGAGAAGGCCAUGGAAAAAGGAGGAGCAGAUUUAGAUGAGCAAGGCAUAGCUGACCGCAUACACAGGAGGGUGUUCUCUGAGCUCCGGCGGACAUUUUAUCACUGGACUCCUUUGAAGUAUGACGAGGAGCUUGGUGUGGUUUAUAUGGCAGCCAAGUUGGCUGGAGGGUACGCUGCUGUGAGGAGGGCUCUCAAUGAGAUAAAGAAGCGUGAUCCCACCUUUGCUCCUAGGUCCCUCCUAGAUUUUGGGUCUGGGUUGGGAACGGUGGCCUGGGCAUCCCACGCUUGCUGGUCUGAUACACUGAAUGAGCUGGUCUGUGUGGACAGCUCCGGACCCAUGAACAUUCUGGCAGAACGGCUUCUUAAAGGUGACGAUGAACAUGCUGAAACUCACAUCAAGCACAUCUACUUCAGGCAGUUCCUUCCUGUUUCCCCCAAGGUGCAGUUUGACUUGGUGACGUCGGCCUUCACGUUGUCGGAAAUUCCCAGCGCACCUGAGCGGCAGGAGGCAGUUCUUACGCUGUGGAGAAAGACUGCCACCUACCUGCUAUUGGUGGAAAACGGCACAAAAGAAGGUCAUCAAAUGCUAAUGGAGGCUCGAGAUACUCUUUUACAAAACAAAGACAAAGCCGUCUAUGACACUAGAGAGGCGUCAUUGUUUGCUCCGUGCCCUCACGAAGCCACAUGUCCCAAACUCAUGCUUGCAUCUGUCGUGCCUUGUAACUUCCAGCAGAUGUAUAUGCCACUAUAUGGGCACAACAGUCAGUCAGAAAAGUUCAGCUACCUGAUUAUGACCCGAGAGCGGCGGCAGCCCCCAGAGGCUGAUGCGCAGGUGGUCUGGUCUCGGCUGAUAGCGACCCCGCAGGCCAGGACGAGACACGUGCACUGCCGCCUGUGUUGCCCCAAUGGUCACCUGGAGCACUUGGUGGUGACCACCCACAAACAUGGACGAGAUGUGUAUCGCUGCGCCCGUAACAGUGCAUGGGGUGAUCAACUUCCUCUGGUUCAGCACACCGAUGACCAAAAUGAUGAGGAAACAACAUGCUAAUAAAGAUCCAGCAACAUCCUGCUCAAAAAA